AUGCUUGCUUUGACUAUUAACGGCAUUAACGUGAGGAGUUAUCGUCAUGAAGAAGUGGUGCAGGUUCUGCGAAACGCAGGUGAGGAAGUGACUCUGACCGUGUCUUUCCUGAAGAGGACGCCUGCAUUUCUGAAGCUGCCGCUGUGUGAGGACUGCUCAUGUAUACCAAGUGACCAGAGCAGUGGAACAUCGUCUCCACUGUGUGACAGCGGCCUACAUCUGAACUACCAUCCCAACAACACGGACACAUUGUCUUGCUCGUCUUGGCCGAUGUCUCCGGGGUUGCGCUGGGAGAAGAGAUGGGUGGAUCUCCGUCUCAUCCCCCUCUUGCAUGCGCGUCUGUCCCAGUACGUCCCAGGUUCUGAUAUUUGCAGGCAAAAUGCCUUUCAAGUCAUUGCUGUGGAUGGGGUGUGCAGCGGGGUAAUUCAGUGCCCCAGUACUGACGAAUGCACCGACUGGCUUCAAGCAAUAGCUUCAAACAUUUCUGCCCUCACCAAGCACAACGUCACCACCUGGGACUGGACCAGAGCCGAGAAGAGCUUCACCGUCUACGAGAUCAUGUUCAAGAUACUGAAGGACAAUGAGCUGGUGGACAAGCGUAAGCACUGCUUCAGCGUUCAGACAGACUCCGGCGAGGACAUCUUCUUCAGCGUGGAGCUGGAAUGUGAGCUGCUUCUGUGGGAGAAAGCCUUUCAGAUGGCCACCUUCUUUGAUGUGGAGCGAAUACAGUGUAAAACAUACGCUUGCAUCAUGGACAGUCAUCUCAUGGGACUCACCAUCGAUUUCAGCAUGGGCUUCGUCUGCUUCGAUGCCGCCACAAAGGCAGUGCUGUGGAGAUAUAAAUUCUCUCAGCUGAAAGGGUCCUCAGAUGACGGCAAGAGCAAAAUCAAGUUCCUGUUCCAGAAUCAAGACACAAAACUUAUUGAAGCAAAGGAGCUGGAGUUCUCCAACCUCUUCGCGGUUCUCCACUGCAUCCACGCUUUCUUCGCCGCCAAAGUGGCUUGUCUGGAUCCCAUGUUCGUGAGCAGCCGAAAAGCCGCCAUGGCCCCCGUGGUGUCGGCCACUUCCACCUUAACCGCCCCGUCACAGACAUCCAAGCUCAAAUACACCAGCUGACAGACUCCAGCGACCUAUCUUCUCCUUACAGACUUUGAAAACGUAGGAUGAGAGGAACCAGCCCUGACGAACGAGUGGAAAUCCACUUUGAAACAAACAAUUCAAGUACGUAACAUUGAAAACCUCGCUAUAUCCUCCAGACGAGAAUCAGA
This is a messenger RNA of Sinocyclocheilus grahami, 1268 nucleotides long. Its product is annotated as gamma-1-syntrophin-like. Gene Ontology annotation, molecular function: structural molecule activity; protein binding. Bases 1 to 1116 code for a protein of 371 amino acids. Lineage: Eukaryota; Metazoa; Chordata; Actinopteri; Cypriniformes; Cyprinidae. The record is from RefSeq and is a predicted model, not a curated record. The transcript is spliced from 11 exons. Gene Ontology annotation, cellular component: intracellular anatomical structure; dystrophin-associated glycoprotein complex.